Messenger RNA from Andrographis paniculata, 2255 nucleotides. RefSeq lists its product as uncharacterized. The record is from RefSeq and is a predicted model, not a curated record. Lineage: Eukaryota; Viridiplantae; Streptophyta; Magnoliopsida; Lamiales; Acanthaceae. The coding region runs from base 109 to 2019 and encodes 636 amino acids. The transcript is spliced from 18 exons.
GAAACAAGUUAUAAAAUAAAAAUAAAUACAUAAAUAUAAAAUGAAACAGGAAGACUUCAGAAUCGUCGGACGAAAUUUAGCUCCAGCUGAUCGAUUUCCGAUUCCGACAUGGAUCAACAUUAUCCAGACAGGGAAACGUUAAUUGCUCGUGUUCAGCAGUUGGAGCUCGAACGCGAACAGCUGCAUAGAGAUGUUGAGCAGCUGUGUAUGCAACAAGCAGGACCUGCUCACUAUGGAGUGGCAACACGAAUUCAUGUUGAGAGGACUGCUGGAUUGGAGGAGCAGAUUCAGAACUUGAAAAAAGAAUUGGCUGCUUGCACUAGAGAAAACCGAAAUCUUCAAGAGGAGUUAUCUGAGGCUUAUCGUAUUAAAAGUCAACUUGCCGAACUACAUAAUGCAGAAGUUGUGAAGAAUGCAGAAGCUGAAAAACAACUUAAAUUUUUCCAAGGAUGCGUUGCAGCUGCAUUUGUUGAGCGAGAUAAUGCAAUAAUGGAGUCUGAAAAGGCUAAGGAGAGAGAGGAACAGCUGCCACAGGAGCUAGAGAAAUCUCAAAGAAGGGUGGGAGAGCUGACGGCUGAACUUCUUGAAGGAAAAGAAUUAGUCACUAAUCUUCAGAUGGAUUUAGAAAACCAUGAAAGGCAGAUUGAGAUUUUCAAAGAGGUCAUUGAUAGAUUUUAUGAUAUCAGACAAUGUUACUUAGAGGAUUUUACCGACGCAAGCUGGGAAGAGAAAUGUGAUCGUCUGAUGAGUGAUCCAACUGAAAUGUGGAGGUUCCAAAAUGAUGAGGACACUGCCACUGCCAAUUACAUUAAUUCUCUUGAAGCAGAAAUUGAGAGUCUGAGGAAAAAUGUGAGUAAUAUGCAGAACAAGCUGCGAAUGGGACUGGAUAUUGAAACUCAUCUAAAGAAGAGGGUUUGCGAUUUGGAGAAAAAGAGAAUACUAACAGAAGAGAAGAUCAAGGGGCAGAUAGCAGCAUUACUGCAACAGCAUUCUCAAUACAGGACCGAUAUCGUGAACUUACUUGGGGAGGGGUCUUCAGAGCUGAAAUCAAUUAAUGAUUCGAUUAUUGAGAAGAUAAGGCAGUUUGAACUGAGUAGUGAAAGCAAUAUAAAAUCUUCACAGAUACAAGACAAGGAACUACCUGAGAGUGAGUGCAGAGAUGUGCAUGUUAGUGCUGAUUCUGGUCAAAUUUCGAUCUCUGAGACUGACAACCCAGGCUUGCCAACCGUUAGUGCUCCAGAUCCUUUUGACACCUCCGAAGCCCUUGCUCUGGCUUUGCAGGAGAAGGUUGCAGCAUUAUUACUUUUGUCACAGCAAGAAGAAAGACACUUACUAGAGGGUAAUGUAAAUGCAGCUUUACAGAAAAAAAUUGAAGAACUUCAGAGAAAUCUACUACAGGUUACAAAUGAAAAGGUUAAAGCUCUAAUGGAGAUAGCUCAGCUGAAACAGGAACUGUAUACACUGCAGGAAAAGAUCAACAAGGACAGAACAGUACAUAAUUUAUCCGAGACUGUAGACCAAAAAACGGUGCAGCAGGAAAGAGACGGGAAAAUAAGAAAUCUACUGAAGCGAACUUACUUGACGCGCUGGGUUGGAGCUUCAGAUGGAAACAACUCCGAAUCAUAUGACAAGCCUAAUCAUCAAAUGGACUACGCCAAGAUGAAGCUCGAAAAUGCAACCCUUAAGGAGAGCCUCGAAAGCAUGGACCAUCUGCUUUCUUCCAUCCGUAGACUCCGCGUUUCUCUUCUAAAGGUCAGAGAAUCAGCAGAGCAGACGAGCGAAAACAGCCUCUGUUUCGAUGCUAUUGAUCAGAUCAUGACAGAAGCUGACCUGGUGAAGACUGCCCUUAGCACCUCUCUGUCCGUCGCCUGGUCGGGCACGAUACAUGAAACGUCCGGCGUCGCUCAUGACGCCGCACGCGACAAAUUCGACGUGGUCUCAGCCGCCGGAUUGGAGAUGGUGGAGCUGCUGAUGUUCGCUGCACAUGUCCUGAAGGAGCUGAUUUCCGGAAAGAACUAAAAGAAGAUGUCUGAAACAUUACAUUAUUAUGAUGACACAGAAACUAGUGUUUUGAUUAUUUUUGUUUUAAUGCAAUUUCCACUCUUUCAUGUAAAAAUUGGAUAAUUUAUUCACGAACAAUAUUCAUCUAAUUCACUCUUUGUGAUAAAAAUAGAAUAGCUGCGGAUUCCACGAGAUUACAAAAAAAAGUUGUAGACAUGUUUGUGUACUUAAUGGUUUUAUUAUUAUUGUAUUAA